Pieris napi is the source of this 1300-nucleotide messenger RNA. RefSeq lists its product as uncharacterized. The coding region runs from base 88 to 621 and encodes 177 amino acids. NCBI's taxonomy places the organism in Eukaryota, Metazoa, Arthropoda, Insecta, Lepidoptera, Pieridae. The record is from RefSeq and is a predicted model, not a curated record. The transcript has 3 exons.
AGUGACAAUAACAAAAUAUAUCUAUUUAAGCAGGUGCAUAGAAUAUAUGUGUUAGUCUAAGUACAUAUUUCUUAGAAGUGGUUCAAAAUGUUGGGUUUUUUAUUGAGUUUGGCAGUCUUGCACCAAGUACAAUGUAGACCGGCUGAUCAGGCGGUAAGUACUGGAUCAGAUGCGUUGCAUUUGUUCGUGGCAAAUACCUCAUCAUCUAGUGAUUACCACUUGGGACCGAUUCUGUCGGAAAUUGAAAACAUUGAAGACGAAAUCAAUGCAGACAUGCAGGCACUGAUGCCCUUUUUAAAUUUUAUGUUCGAUACGGACAGCGUCAGUGAUGACAAAGACAGUAGUUGUGAAGAUCAAAUGAUUCUACAACUAGUUCCAGACCACAAUCCAACGAUCUUGAACCCGCAAUUACCACAAGAUAAUCCUCUAGAUUUUCCAGAAGAAAGUUUACUUGAAAGUAAUCUUGAAGCUGCUGAAAACCAAGCGCAAGAAUCCGAAAAUCCUUCGGCUAACGCAAACCCAGAGAUAGUCAGUGCAAAUGAUGAUGAACCAGAAUCGGCAGUUGAAAAUUUCAAUCCAGCAGAAAGUGAUGCAGUCGGACCAGUUGUAGAACAAGUGUAAUGAGUUAUAAUAGAUAAUGAUAUUUUGUAUGCGGGUGUCACCCAUUUAAAUAAGCCAUACUAGUUUAUAUUUACCAAAAUUUAACAUUGAUUAACUUUGAUAUAGUAAAAUCUGUCUUGACGUUUCGUGACGUAAAAUGUAUUUCUUCUGAAAUAAUUUUUUCUAUCGUUGUAUUUUAUUAAUAGUAUUUCAUCUUUUGUCUUCACUUAAAUUAUACAUACAUUGUAAUUUAUUGAUAUCGUGGUCAUAUGUUGUUCAGUAUUGUUGCAUCCUUAAAGGACUUGCUUCUAUGUGUAAUGGAACUGAAUUAUACGUGCAUUGGUUAUGUCAUACAAGAAAACAAAAUAAUUGUACGAUACGCUUAAACUUAAAAAAAAAAUGUACAUAUUACAUUGCAAUAUCUGUUUUUUUUUCUAAUGUAAUUGCAUCUAAAUACUUGGCCAUGAAAAAAUUAUUUAAUCAAAUGUAUGAUGAAACUAAUUGAAUCCUUAGGACUUAUCUAAAUUUUGUAAUUAGUCAAUACUAUACACAUAGUAUAUGAUAUAAAAUUGUAUAAAUUUAGCGCUUUGUGUAAAGAAAUAAAUAAAUAAAAACAAACAUAGUCUUUAUUGGUGUCUCGGAAAAAAUAUCGUCAAGGAAAUUUUGCCGUAUUCUUGAAAUAAAAACUACUACGUAAUUA